Penicilliopsis zonata CBS 506.65 is the source of this 673-nucleotide messenger RNA. RefSeq lists its product as hypothetical. Gene Ontology annotation, molecular function: structural constituent of ribosome. The record is from RefSeq and is a predicted model, not a curated record. Gene Ontology annotation, biological process: translation. The transcript has 2 exons. Gene Ontology annotation, cellular component: ribosome; cytosolic small ribosomal subunit. Lineage: Eukaryota; Fungi; Ascomycota; Eurotiomycetes; Eurotiales; Aspergillaceae. The coding region runs from base 23 to 460 and encodes 145 amino acids.
UCAACGCACAUAAACCGCCAAAAUGGGUAAGGGACAACCCCGUGGUCUGAACGCUGCGCGCAAGUUGCAGAGCAAGCGCAAGGAGGCUCGUUGGGCCGAUUUGCACUACAAGAAGCGCCUCCUCGGAACCGCCUUCAAGUCUUCUCCCUUCGGUGGUGCCUCUCACGCCAAGGGUAUCGUCCUGGAGAAGGUCGGUGUUGAGGCCAAGCAGCCCAACUCUGCCAUCCGCAAGUGUGUCAAGGUUCAGUUGAUCAAGAACGGAAAGAAGGUCACUGCUUUCGUCCCCAACGACGGUUGCUUGAACUUCAUCGACGAGAACGACGAGGUUCUCCUGGCCGGUUUCGGUCGCAAGGGCAAGGCCAAGGGUGAUAUUCCUGGUGUUCGUUUCAAGGUCGUCAAGGUCUCUGGUGUCGGUCUUGCCGCUCUGUGGAAGGAGAAGAAGGAGAAGCCCCGCUCGUAAAUAACCAACAUCAACAUCAAUUUUAUUAUUCAAUACACGAUGGCUGGGGUCGAGUGGCGGUGCCAUUCCAUGGAAGUCAGGAGAUAAAAACCGUGUGGGAUACCUUUUCUUCGUGCUCUGUGGUCUGGGAAUCUAAAGAUACAAGUUUCCUCUUUUUUUCUUCAUGGGUUCAGGACGGAGCAUAGCCUCCAACACAAAACAAUCUACACACCU